AGAAUGCAGCCGUUUGUCUCCUUUCUAUGACCUGGAAGCCCCCUCCCCUGCUUCGAGUUGUCUUGCCUUUCCGGACCGAACCAAUGUACAGCUUACACAUAUUGAUGACGUCUCAUGUCUCCAUAAAACGUAUAAAACCAAGCUGUGCCCCGAAUACCUCCUGAGGCUGUGUCACACGCACACCCUUAACUUUGGCAAAAUAAGCUUUCUAAAUUGAUUGACACCUAUCUCAGAUACCUUUUGGUUUACACAGUUAAUAAGCAUCUUGUGUAGAGACAUUUUGUAGAUAUCCCGAUUCCUAUCAGAUGUUCACCCACUAGUUUGAACAUCUAUUGAUAUUUCUUGCAUGAAAUGAUGCUGUGGUGGUUGCCAAAUAGGAUUUUCCAUCCUUCUACAUUAUUAGUUCGGCCAGUCAUGGUGGCUCACACCUGUAAUCCUAGCACUUUGGGAAGGCAAGGUGGGAGGAUUGCUUGAGCCCAGGAGUUCAAAACCAGCCUAGGCAACAAAGUGAUACCCCAGUCUCUACAGAAAAAUUUAAAAAUUAGCCAAGCAUGAUGGCGCACACCUGUAGUCCUAGCUACUUGGGAGCCUGAGAUGGGAGGAUCACUUGAGCCUAGGAGGUUGAGGCUGCAGUGAGCCAUGUUCACACCACUGCACUCCAGCCUGGGUGACAGAGCGAGACCCUGUCUGAAAACAAAACACAUUUAUAGUUCACGUUCUAAAGAUUAGAAGAGCUUUUCUUUCCCACUGCCUGAGUUAUAUCAGAAUAAACUUGUAUUUUAAUUUUAUUCAGUGGUUUGUGAUCCAUGACUAUCAUCUUGAUGCUCACAUUUUCUAGAUUUAGCUAGUGACUUCUGCAUCUAUGUGACUUGCCCUGCCAUUGGGACACUUUCUGCCACACAAAAAUAUUCCAGAUCUUGUACUUUCUCUUGUAUGACCCUGGGAUCAGCCAUUUCUCCAAGUAGCCCUGGUUCCUUUUAGUGGAGAAUGGGAUGCGGCAGCCAGGGUUUGGAUGUUAGGGGUGCUUCUCACUAUUGGGGUGUCGCUGCUCUUAAGCUCUCCCAGUGGAUUAAGCUAGGAAAUACAUGUUUGCAUACAAACCACUUUUUAAAAAAAAAUUUUUUUUUUUUUGAGAUGGAGUCUCGCUCUGUCGCCCAAGCUGGAGUACAGUGGCCCAAUCUCGGCUCGCUGCAAGUUCCGCCUCCAGGGUUCAUGCCAUUCUCCUGCCUCAGCCUCCUGAGUAGCUGGGACUACAGGCUCCUGGCACCACGCCCAGCUAACUUUUUGUAUUUUUAGUGGAGAUGGGGUUUCACCGUGUUAGCCAGGAUGGUCUCCAUCUCCUGACCUCGUGAUCCGCCCGCCUCGGCCUCCCAAAGUGCUGGGAUUACAGGAGUGAGCCACCACACCCGGCCACACAACACUUAACUUCUAUAUAAACAACCAUGUGUUCACACAAUUUUAUCUCCAAUUCCAUUGCGACACCGACACCACAAGGGUCAUUCUAACCUCCGAUCUAUGUUUGUACAUCCAUCCUCUGACGGUGCAAACCCUGAUUCUACAUUGUGAAAUCAUCCCGACUUUAUGGUCAGGAAAGCGAGGCCCAGAGGGGCUGCUUCCGGGCAGCAGGAUGAGGAUCUGUCUCCAGCUGUCCGACCUUAGAGGGCUUCGAGAGGACAGAGCCAGCCUGCGGGGCACUCACCUUUGUGCACCUGCCCAGGCGAGGCGGGCUCAGUGCGCACGCGCCCAGGGGCCUUUAAAGCGCCCGCCGCGCGUCUCUUCCCCUAGCUGCAAGGGUCGGUGCUUGGCCUCGCCCGCAACACCCUCCUGGAGGAUGCUGGUGAGAGGCAGGGACCAGGGGUCCGGCUCCCGGCUCGGGUCUAUUGUUAGGCGCUGGGCCCCCAGGCCCUCUCCUUUGCAGAGUCCCGCUGCCUCCCUCGACGCAGAGCCUUCAAGCGCCGCAGUCCCCGACGGCUUCCCCGCGGGCCCCAGUGUCUCCCCAAGACGCCUGGCGAGGCCGCCGGGGCUGGAGGAGGCGCUGAGCGCGCUGGGGCUGCAGGGAGAACGCGAGUACGCCGGGGACAUCUUCGCCGAAGUCAUGGUGUGCCGCGUGCUGCCCCUGAGAGCCCUGCCCCGCGCUGUGACCCCGGAGAUGCGCGCCCUGGUGGUAGACUGGCUGGUCCAGGUGCACGAGUACCUGGGUCUGGCUGGUGACACACUUUAUCUGGCGGUUCACCUGCUUGAUUCCUACCUGAGCGCUGGCCGCGUGCGCCUACAUCGCCUGCAGCUGCUGGGCGUGGCUUGCCUGUUUGUGGCGUGCAAAAUGGAAGAGUGCGUGCUUCCCGAGCCCGCCUUCCUCUGCCUCCUGAGCGCGGACUCCUUCUCACGGGCGGAACUGCUGCGCGCCGAGCGCCGCAUCCUGAGCCGCCUGGAUUUCCGGCUGCACUACCCGGGCCCGCUGCUGUGCCUCGGGCUGCUGGCCGCGCUGGCAGGGAGCAGCCCCCAGGUGAGCCCUUGUGAAUACGCGGGGUGGGGGCGUGGCCGGCGCGAGGUGGGGCGUGGCCUGACAGUCGCCCCGCCUCACUUGCAGGUGAUGCUACUUGCCACCUACCUCCUGGAGCUGUCUUUGCUGGAGGCCGAGGCGGCGGGAUGGGAGCCGGGUCGUCGUGCGGCUGCGGCUCUGAGCCUGGCGCACCGCUUGCUCGACGGGGCGGGCUCCAGGCUCCAGCCAGAACUUUACAGCCCCGAGGAACUGGGCACCCUCGAGCCGUGCAUGGCCCGCGCUGCACUCCGAGGUCCCGCGCCCGGUCGCGCUGCAAUCUUCCUCAAGUAUGCGCGGCCCCAGCGCCAGGGGACCAGCCUUGCCGCCGCCUGCCUGCUCUGCCGCCUCCAGUCUGAGCCUCCCUGAGUACUGAGACUCAGUCACAAAAAAAUCAACAACAAAAAACAAAACCCUCCCAGUGUGUAUCCGUCUCUCAUCUCAAUAAAAGAAUUUAUUUUAUUCUGA
Messenger RNA from Pan troglodytes (chimpanzee), 3004 nucleotides. It is a transcript of the gene CCNP, whose product is annotated as cyclin P. NCBI's taxonomy places the organism in Eukaryota, Metazoa, Chordata, Mammalia, Primates, Hominidae. The transcript has 5 exons. The record is from RefSeq and is a predicted model, not a curated record. The coding region runs from base 1628 to 2905 and encodes 425 amino acids.